Molecule: messenger RNA, 2199 nt
Organism: Hypomesus transpacificus
Lineage: Eukaryota; Metazoa; Chordata; Actinopteri; Osmeriformes; Osmeridae
Gene: smox
Product: spermine oxidase
Exons: 7
Coding region: 140-1804 (554 amino acids)
Molecular function (GO): polyamine oxidase activity
Source: RefSeq, a predicted model, not a curated record
GGCUGCUUCUGGUUUCAAGGCACACAUAAAUACAAAGCGGAGCCGGGUAGAGGAAGAGCACAAAGAAAAGAGAAGGAUUCUCACAUUUAAAACUGAAGACUAACAGAGUCAGAUCCCCUAAAAGAGGAGCUUGGACGGCAUGCAAAGUUGUGAAAUUUCGUCAGACAGCACUGAUGAUCCUCUUAGUAGCGGCUUACGCACUCACCGGCAGCCUCGAAUAGUAGUGAUCGGCGCGGGCUUGUCCGGCCUCGCCGCUACCAAGAUCCUCCAGGAACACGGCUUCACGGAUGUCACAGUCCUAGAGGCUUCCGACCGAAUUGGAGGAAGAGUUCAAAGUGUUCAGCACGGCAAAGCGACUUUGGAGCUUGGAGCGACUUGGAUCCAUGGCGCCAACGGAAACCCAGUGUACCACCUGGCGCAGGACAACGGGCUGCUGGAGCACACCACGGACGGCGAGCGGUCCGUGGGACGCAUCAGCCUGUACACCAAGAACGGCGUGGCACACUACCAGACCAACAGCGGCAGGAGGAUCCCUAAGGACCUGGUGGAAGAGUUCAGUGACCUGUACAAUGAGGUGUACGAGCUGACUCAGGAGUUCUUCCAGAACGGAAAGCCAGUAUGUGCUGAGAGCCAGAACAGCGUGGGAGUGUUCACGCGCGACGUGGUCCGCAAGAAGAUCAUGCUGGACCCUGACGACCUGGAGAGCACCAAGAGGCUCAAGCUAUCCAUGCUGCAGCAGUACCUCAAGGUGGAGAGCUGUGAAAGCAGUUCCCCCAGCAUGGACGAGGUGUCGCUGAGUGAGUUUGGCGAGUGGACGGAGAUCCCGGGCGCCCACCAUGUCAUCCCUGGAGGCUUCAUGAAGAUCGUGGAGCUCUUGGCCCAGGACAUCCCCUCCCGCACCAUCCGAUUGGGAAAGCCCGUCCGCCGCAUCCACUGGAACUAUUCCGCCCAACAACAGGAGGAGAUCGCCCACGGUAACAGCGACGGCAACCGCGGCACCGACGACCACAACGACGACCGACGCGCCGGGGGCUGCUGUGCCCCCCCGGCCCAGCGCCAUCCCAUCCAGGUGGAGUGUCAGGACCAGGAGUGGAUCGCCGCCGACCACGUCAUCGUCACCGCCUCACUGGGCGUGCUCAAGAAGGGCCACGAGGCCCUUUUCUCACCUUCCUUGCCUGAGGACAAAGUCCUCGCCAUCGAGAAGCUGGGCAUCAGCACCACCGACAAGAUAUUCCUGGAGUUUGCCGAGCCGUUCUGGAGCCCCGAGUGCAACAGCAUCCAGUUUGUGUGGGAGGACGAGGCCCUGCUGGAGCAGCCGGUCUACCCAGAGGAGCUGUGGUACCGGAAGAUCUGCAGCUUCGACGUGCUGUACCCGCCCGAGCGUUACGGCUACAUGCUGAGCGGCUGGAUCUGCGGACAGGAGGCCCUGCUCAUGGAGCGCUGCGACGACGAGACGGUGGCCGAGACCUGCACCGAGCUGCUGAGACGCUUCACAGGGAACCCCAACAUUCCGAAGCCCCGGCGUAUCCUGCGCUCCAUGUGGGGCAGCAACCCCUACAUCCGGGGCUCCUACUCCUUCACCAGGGUGGGGUCCAGCGGGGGGGACGUGGAGCGGCUGGCCAUGCCUCUGCCCGACGCCAAAAGCUCCAAGACCCCGCCAUUACAGGUGCUGUUUGCUGGUGAAGCCACCCACAGGAAAUACUAUUCCACUACCCACGGUGCUUUGCUGUCAGGCCAGAGGGAGGCCAGUCGUUUGAUAGAGAUGUACCAGGACUUGCACAAUGCAGACACCACAAAAGCCUAACACCUAUAAACAUGAACCACCGACUAGUGACAACAAAAACAAACCAUUUGUGUUUAUGUUUUCUUUAUGAUUAUUUUUUAAUAUUUCAAAUGAUUAAAUUAUACAUUUAAGAGAUAGUAGGGGCAUUAUAACAAGAUACAUUAAUACUGUUUUUACUGUUUUGUAGAUAUAGAAAGCUGUAGAUUUUAAUCACGAGAUGUACUGUAUAAAAUGGGUACCGCCAUCAUCUCCGGUCCUUAUCAUUUUAUUGUUCUUUUUUAAUCAAUAAAUUAAUGUUUAUAUAACAAUGUCUAUAAUUUAACAUUUUUUUGUAAGUGCCUUCUGUAUUUAAUGUCAUGGUAUUGAAAAAAGAAAAGAUGAAUGAUUGAACUGAAUAAAACUGUAUUAACUGUAAA